Molecule: messenger RNA, 1477 nt
Organism: Mucor mucedo
Lineage: Eukaryota; Fungi; Mucoromycota; Mucoromycetes; Mucorales; Mucoraceae
Product: phosphatase 2C-like domain-containing protein
Exons: 5
Coding region: 400-1461 (353 amino acids)
Biological process (GO): protein dephosphorylation
Molecular function (GO): cation binding; protein serine/threonine phosphatase activity
Source: RefSeq, a predicted model, not a curated record
UCCACAAUAAUCAUGCAUGUAACUCUGACGCCAUAUAUUUUAAAAAACCGAUAGUUGCCAGUGCUGUAUGGUACGAAAAUUGAGGCUUAAAUAAAAAAAUUCCCUUUUCACACACACACACACAUAAUACAGAAUACAAAGAUAGACACGUCGCUUUUCUCUCUUUUAUUUUUAUUUUCUUUUUCUUUUCCCCUUUAUUACAAUACUGUUUACUACUUUCAAAGGUAAUAAUAUGGGCCAAAUACUCUCUGCGCCCAUUACAACAAAGCAUUCCACAGAAGGAAAGGAUGAGCGUUUAAUGUAUGGAGCUUCCUCUAUGCAAGGUUGGAGAAUAUGUAAGAAUAAGAUAAAUUCUUGUUAUACGUAUUUUGUAUAUUUAAUUCUCCUAUUAAUGUAGCCAUGGAAGAUGCACAUACCCAUAUUUUACAGUACAAGGAGACCGGUGCUGCAUUCUUUGCUGUUUUUGAUGGACACGGAGGUGCCAAUGUGGCCAAAUACAGCAGUGAGAAACUCUUUGAAAAUGUGCUGGAUUCUGAUGAUUUUAAAGAGGGACAAAUUGAAAAUGCGCUCCGAAAGGGUUUCUUCAAAAUUGAUUCGGAUCUUCGUGAAGGUGAUGAUAAAAGAAAGAAAACAAGGACAUUAAAGUGCGCCUGUAUUAAUUUAAGAAUCAUAGACCCGUUUUUUAAGAAUGAAACGUCAGGAUGUACCGCCAUUGUUGCAUUAUUGACAAAGGAUAACGAAUUAUACGUGAGUAAUGCAGGUGACUCUCGUGCCAUCAUUUGUACUCAGGGUCUGGCCAUUGCCCUAUCUGAAGAUCACAAACCUGGCAACCCUAAAGAAACAGAACGUAUCACAAACGCCGGUGGUCACGUAGAAUUUGGACGUGUCAAUGGCAAUCUCGCAUUGUCAAGAGCAUUAGGUGAUUUUGAGUUCAAAGGAGCCAAGCACCUCCCAGCCGAAGAACAAGCUGUCACAGCCGACCCUGAUAUCACUGUUCACAAAUUGACUCCCAAAGACGAAUUCAUGGUGUUAGCUUGUGAUGGAAUUUGGGACUGCUUAAGCAAUCAACAAGUAGCCACAUUUGUUCGAAAGCAUGUGACAGAAGGUGUUCCAUUAAAGGAGAUUUGUGAACGAUUGAUGGAUAGUUGUUUAGCCAAAGAAACAGGUUCAGGUGGUAUUGGAUGUGAUAAUAUGACGGUGGAGAUUGUUGCUUUUUUGAAUGGGCAAUCAUCCGAGAGUUGGUAUGAAAAAAUUAAGUCCACCGAGCCUGUCCCCAAGGCCAAUGUCCCGUUACCCAGUAACCCUAGUAGUCAGGGGGAUGAACCCACAAAUAAAAAACAACGAGGUAUGCAAUCUGAAUCCAGGCAAUAUUCGGUUAAUGAAUUGCAAAAUGCGCCUGAUCUCACAGCUUCUUUAGUAGAUGAAGAACCCAAAGGUGAAGUAAAAGGAGGAGGUGCUUAAAUACCUGUUGUACCAU